CCAGCUUUCCUAGUCAUUGCCUCGUUCUUCGGGAGGCCGUGGAAUGCUUUCUCAUUAAGUUUGUCCUAAAUGGUGUGCCGUCUUAAAGGCCUGAACGACCGGGAAGCAAGGAAAGAAUUCUAAAUAGAAAGCAGGCAGAGUCCGAGCUUAACUGCGCGGCUGGCGAAGGAGCAAAUGGGAACCAAGGUCAUAGCCGCGGCAGCAGCAGCCGCCUACGAGGAGCUGAAGCUACACAUAACACCAGAAAAAUUUUACGUGGAAGCUUGCGAUGUUGGAGCAGAUGAUGUACUUACCAUUGACAGAGUGUCCACAGAAAUUACUCUUACAGUUAAAAAAGAUAUUCCACCUUCAGCCAUUACCAGGCAAAUAUGUGGUAUUUUGGGAACAAUCCGUCUAGUGGCAGGCACUUAUCUUAUUGUUAUAACAAGAAAGAGAAAAGUAGGUGAAUUUUUCAAUCAUGUAGUCUGGAAAGCAACUGAUUUUGACAUCCUCUCUUACAAAAAGACAAUGCUACAUUUAACUGAUAUUCAGGUGCAGGAUAAUAAAGUCUUUUCAGCAAUGAUUAGUCAUAUAUUGAGUGUGGAUGGAUUUUAUUUUUCUACAACAUAUGACUUGACACACACCUUGCAACGAUUGGCCAAUACCAGUCCAGAGUUUCAAGAAAUGAGCUUGCUAGAGAGGGCAGAUCAACGGUUUGUGUGGAAUGGGCACCUUCUUAGAGAACUUGCUGCUCAACCUGAGCUCCAUAGGUUUGCAGUUCCAGUUAUACAUGGUUUUAUUAUUAUGCAUACUUGUUCCAUUAAUGGUAAAUACUUUGACUGGAUUCUAAUUUCUCGACGAAGCUGUUUCAGAGCUGGUGUACGCUACUAUGUGAGGGGUAUUGAUUCUGAAGGACAUGCAGCUAACUUUGUAGAAACAGAACAAAUUAUACAUUAUAAUGGAAACAAAGCUUCUUUUGUCCAGACACGAGGAUCAAUUCCCUUUUUCUGGUCACAGAGACCAAACCUCAAAUAUAAGCCAAAGCCACAGAUCAGCAAAACAGUAAACCAUAUGGAUGGCUUCCAAAGACACUUUGAUUCACAGAUUAUUAGCUAUGGAAAACAAAUGAUUGUUAAUCUGGUUAACCAGAAAGGUUCAGAAAAGCCUCUGGAACAAACUUUUUCCAAAAUGGUAGCUGGUUUAGGAAGUGGAAUGGUCAAAUAUAUAGCCUUUGAUUUUCAUAAAGAAUGCAGUCAUAUGAGAUGGGAUAGACUCCAAAUUUUACUAGAUCAACUUGCUGCACCACAAGAUGAAUAUGGCUAUUUUCUAGUUGAUGCAGAAGGAAAGGUGGAUAUGCAACAGGAAGGAAUAUUCCGCAGCAACUGUAUGGAUUGCCUGGACAGGACAAAUGUGAUUCAGAGCCUUUUAGCACACCGUUCUCUACAAUCACAGCUGCAGAGAUUAGGUGUUUUGCAUGCUACCCAGAGACUUGAAGAACAAGCAGAAUUUGAGAAAAUUUAUAAAAAUGCAUGGGCUGAUAACGCAAAUGCUUGUGCCAAACAGUAUGCUGGAACGGGUGCCUUAAAGACAGACUAUACCAGAACUGGAAAGAGAACACAAUGGGGCCUGUUAAUGGAUGGUUGGAACUCACUAAUUCGUUACUAUAAAAACAACUUUUCUGAUGGGUUUAGACAGGAUGCUAUAGAUCUCUUUCUUGGAAAUUAUUCAGUGGAUGAAGUAGAUUCUCUCAGUCCUUUUCACAUACAGAAAGACUGGAAGUUUUUGGCUUUACCUAUCAUUAUGGUAGUUGCUUUUUCAAUGUGCAUUAUCUGUUUGCUUAUGGCUGGGGACACAUGGACAGAGACACUGGCCUACGUGAUGUUCUGGGGAACUGCAAGUUUUGGAACUCUUGCUAUCAUCCUUUACAAUGGCAAAGAUUUUGUAGAUGCACCUAGGCUGGUUCAAAAGGAAAAAAUGGACUGAAUUUGUGUGUGUGGAAAGCGGCUUGGUAGAGAUGACUCCUCAGUUCAUACAUGGAGUCUUUACUGACCUGCUUUCCACACUAACGUCUGGGGGCAGGGUUAGGUUUCAUUUUUGAAGGGUGAGAAAGUGAUUCCACUUGGUUACUUGGUGGAAGGGACUGACUUUUUUGUUCUGUAGUUGCAAUGAUUGCAUUUGUUGGGGAACUUGCAUACACAAGAUGGAAAUGAAAGCCACUAACGCUGUGCCUAACACAGGGAGACCUGAAUUCCUAAAGAAUCUGUGACUGUAUUAUUCCAGCAGUAUAAUAUUGUAAGAAGUCUUAGAUAGUUCCAUUACUAAGGAAGAUUAUGAUCUUCUGGUGUGUCAAGAGAUCUAUCUGUUGCUAGGUUAAAGUAUGUAUCAGUUAUCUUCUCUGGUACAUGGAAAAGCUUUGCUUAUUAAUCGUAACAAUUGCUGCUUUACUGAUUUCGGAUUGGAUAUCCAUAUAGUCAGUUUGUAAUAUUGCAAAUACAAGGUUAUUUUUUUUUAAUUACGUAAAUCCAAGAGCAUCUGUUUUCUUAGAUUUCUUUAAUAAAAUACUUUUUUUUCUGAAGAAAACUUCCUUCAGCCAGCUAUGGAUGAAAAUAAUGCAAUAUUCUGUUAAAACAUUGUUGUGAGGAUGAGACGUAGAACUGAUUUUUCUGGGAUAUGUCUUGUGCUGCUUUAAUAACUGUUGCUCUUAGCUUCAGAUAACAAAUUUCCAUGUGAUUCAAAUAGUUUUUUUUUUUAAAAAAAAGAUGUACAUGAAAUCAAAGAAUGUAGAAAAUGGUUAUUUAAACCCUCAUGCUAAAGGUCCAAAGUAUUCAUUUCUUUCUGAAGAAUCUCAAAUGGAGAUGGAUUUUUGAAAUUGGCAAUCCAGUUACUGUAUCUGCUGCCUUGGAUUUAGUAAGAAUGAUCUAUGGAAAAUUGAAUGAAUAUUCGAUAAUUUUUUCUUUGGAAAUAUUCCAUGUUUCCACUUGGGAUCAAAAUCAGCUUUUUGUGCAUGCCAUAACUAUUUCUCUACAACUGUAACUCUCAAAAUGAGCAAGCUAUAAUAUAGUCUUAUGCUAAUUAUUAAUAAAUACAUGUCUCAAUUCUAGUGCUUCCAAGCUUUCUAUUGAAACUAUACCUAAAUCAAGGACCAAUUUAAAACCAUUCUGUCAUCUAUUUUCUAUUUAUGUUCAAAACCAGACAUGAAUCAGCUUCAAGUGCAGUGCAUUAUUUUUAGUAAAUUCAGCUGAAAUUAUGUUAUUUAAAUACUAGGAGACUCUGUAGCAAGUUUCAGCAGAUAAGGUUUCCUCUCCUAAAUUAAAACUAAGCGGAUUGCUACAAUAUUUUCAUUGUUUAAAAAUUGAACCUCUUAUUAUAUGAACUUUGGAAACAAAAACUGUUAACUGAAUGGGGUGGGGUUUGUUUUUGUUUUGUUUUUUUGAUUAUCCUUUCAGUUAUUUGUAACAAAUACAUGCUGUUCCUGUUUUCUUUUUAAAUAAUCUAGUUUAAAGAAAGCAAUAGAGGUUUGAGUCUGCUUAAAUAUGUGGGAAAUACAAGAAAACUGUGCAUUAAAUGGAUGGUCUCUAUGUUGUUGUUUUUCUUUUAAAAGACUCUUCCUUGAUCCUUCUGUGCAUUUCUUAAAAAUAAUUGCAGCAGAAGAAAAAGAUCUGGAUAGUUUCUAGUUGCUAGAUGGAAACUCAAAUUCUUUAAAUUUGGAGGUUGGGAGAAUGUCUCUAUUCCAGUGCAUUAUAAAAAAGGUUGCAAACAAUAUAUUUAAACAAUAAUAAAACUUCAAUUUUUUUAAAGUAAUGUCUUUUGUGUCUGAAUGUUAGACAAUGUGUACAAUAUAUAUAACAUUUACAUUAUGAAAUUCCUUCUUCCAUCAAAUAUCAACUUUGUAAAAUCAUUCAUACUGUAUUAUUUUCAACAUCUUGCAGGUUGUUCUAUGGCUAUGCAUUAUGCUAAGUACCACUGUUUUAUACCAUUGUAUCUGAUUAGCUAAUUACAUAUCAAAUUCAUACCAGCAAAUGAGCUUUUUUUUUUUUUUACUAUAAACUCCUUUAAAUGAAGGCUGGAAUAAAAUAAAUUCAGUCUCUUGGAGAAAAAAUGUAUAAAUGUUCCCAUCUCAAAAAAAAAAAAAGUAACCAUUUCUAGCAAUGUGGUUUUAAGUUUUCCAGCAAUUUCUAAUGCUGCAAUUAAUUGGCUCUUGUUUUAAAACAAUGUUUCCACCUUAAUCAAUACAGAAGCAGGGAUAAUUGAUUGACUUAGAGUGGGGGGGAUUAUGGGAAAAGUAGCAAGGCUUGCAGCAUCAUCUUUGGAUCAGGAUUGAAAUGAUUAUGAGUGGAACAUCACUGGUAAGUCUGCUGCCUUAUCUCAGGUAGUUCUGUUCAAGUCUGCUUUAAUUUUAGUUUGAAGCACUACAGAUAUUGGUGAAAGUUUGGAGUGGAAAGAAGACAAUAAUGCAUUAACAGGAGGAAGAACAAUAUUUUGAAAAACAAACAAUAUGCUUCUGCUCUCUGCUUGCACAUGUAGAAUUUUUGGGUUAAAAGUUAUUUUGAUGGCUGUUCCUUUGCCUGCCUAUUCUAGCAACAACUAUUUACUUCUUUCCACUAUAUAAAUUAAUCAGUCCCAAAAGCUUACAAUUGUUUAUAUUGAAUGACUGUUGUGGCUAUGAAGAAAAACGUAUGUAGAAUUUUUUUAAAAAAAA
Molecule: messenger RNA, 4678 nt
Organism: Crotalus tigris (Tiger rattlesnake)
Lineage: Eukaryota; Metazoa; Chordata; Lepidosauria; Squamata; Viperidae
Gene: SACM1L
Product: SAC1 like phosphatidylinositide phosphatase
Exons: 20
Coding region: 175-1962 (595 amino acids)
Biological process (GO): phosphatidylinositol dephosphorylation
Cellular component (GO): endoplasmic reticulum
Molecular function (GO): phosphatidylinositol-4-phosphate phosphatase activity
Source: RefSeq, a predicted model, not a curated record